AUGGCGGAGCCUGGGGGAGGAGGCUCUGCUGCUGCAGCAGGAACAGCUGCAGGAGCAGCAGCAGGGGCAGCAGAAGAAGCUCCGCAGCAGGGUUUCUUAGCACGUAUGGCUUCCAUGGUGCUAAAGAUAAUGUUGCUGCAGACAUUAAUAAACAUGGCAUCUUCUUUCUUUAAUCCUGCUGCUAAUACACCGCAGCAGCUGCAGCAGCAGCAGCAGCAACUCAAGAAUGUGCUGCAACCAGGAGCAGGAUUUCAGCAGCAGCAGCAGCAGCAGAGGGAGCAGAGGGAGCAGCAGGAGGAGAAGCAGCAGGAGCAUCGGACCAAGGGACAUCAUUAUCAUCAGCAGAAACAGGAGAAUCAGGAGCAACAGCAGCAGCAACAGCAGCAGCAGCAACAGCAGCAGCAGCAACAGGAAAGUAUGACGGAUGAGGAGGCAGCAGCAGCAGCAGCAGGAUUACCUGAGCGUCUCCUUAUCCAGAGGACCCAAUCUCUUGUACAAAAGAUGAAGCCAUUAAAAGGAGACGAAUCACAACAUUCUCUUCUCUUUGAUGCACCAGAUACAACAACUACAGAAGAGGACUCUUCUGCAGAGCCAAUACGCCAUCUAAAGAAUCGUCUAGAUGUCUCCUUAGUUUAUGAUACCUCCAUCCAUAACUCCGCGUCACUGCAUGCAGGGCCCUUACAGAGUCUUAAGCUCCGCUAUACAGAAGGGACUUACGAGCCAAUGAUUUAUAUUUCUGAUUUUUGGCUAAUUGAGAAAAAUUUUAUUCCUAUUAAUGAUACUCUUGCUUCCCAAAUGGCAGGAGUGCAGCAGCAGCAGCAGCAGCUAGGCCUACAGAAUGAGAAAGAAGGGUUUAUGCUAAAAAGAAUACUAAUAGAGACAAACCCUCUUAUGCUCGCCUUCUCUGCCCUCUUUAUCUUAGCACAUUCUGUCUUCUCCUUCUUCGCAUUCAAGAAUGAUAUGCAGUUCUGGUAUAAGAAUGAAUCUAUGGAGGGACUCUCUGCUGCUUCUCUUAUCUUCGGUUUUGCAUGCGAAGUGAUUAUAGGGCUUUACCUAUUUGACAGCCAAGAGACCUCCUGGUUGAUUCUCUUCGAAGUCCUGAUUGGCAUUGCGAUAUCUGGUUGGAAGUUAACAAAGGCAAUGAAGAUAGAGAAGAAAUCUUCUUUUCCUUUUAUUAAAUUUUCUUUUACAAGAAGUUAUUCAGAAUCAGAGACAAAAGACUAUGAUAGAACGGCUAUUAAAUACGCUAGCAUUGCAUUGGCCCCUUGUCUGGUUGGCUAUGCUAUCUACGCGCUGCUGAACAACAAGUACAGGUCGUGGUAUUCCUACAUCAUUUCUGUCCUUGCAGGAUCCGUCUAUACCUUCGGGUUUGUUCUAAUGACACCUCAGCUGUAUAUUAAUUACAAACUUAAAUCUGUUGACCAUCUCCCUUGGAGGGCCCUCAUCUACAGGUCUUUGAAUACAUUUGUUGACGACGUUGCCUCUUUCCUAAUAGACAUGCCAUGGAUGCAUCGGCUGUCUUGCUUCCGAGACGAUAUAAUAUUUAUAAUAUACCUUUACCAGAGAUGGAUAUACCGCGUCGACAAAAAUAGAAGACCUGGGGCAGUAGGAGAGGAGGGGACUGCCCUACAGGCCGGGGAGACAGCAGCAACGUCCACAUCUGCAAGCUCUGAGGUAAGCGCUUCUGCUGCUCCUGCAGCUGCUCCUGCUGCUGCUGAAGAGGAAGCAGAUGCUGCUGCUAAAGAGGAAACAGAGAAAGAGGAGACAAGCUCCCCAAGAGCCGCCAGCCAGAGGUGCACGGAGGAGCCCGAGGGCCUCAGGAGGCGUCUCCCGACGUCUACAGGAACAGAGGACAACUAA
Eimeria maxima is the source of this 1860-nucleotide messenger RNA. Its product is annotated as cleft lip and palate associated transmembrane protein 1, putative. The transcript has 14 exons. The record is from RefSeq and is a predicted model, not a curated record. Gene Ontology annotation, cellular component: membrane; endomembrane system. The coding region runs from base 1 to 1860 and encodes 619 amino acids. Lineage: Eukaryota; Apicomplexa; Conoidasida; Eucoccidiorida; Eimeriidae.